Prunus armeniaca (apricot) is the source of this 1008-nucleotide messenger RNA. Lineage: Eukaryota; Viridiplantae; Streptophyta; Magnoliopsida; Rosales; Rosaceae. The record is from the annotation of a GenBank genome assembly.
AUGCGGUAUCCUGCAGAUGGGGAGGCAUGGAAAGAGUUCGAUCGAACGUUCCCUGAGUUGGCUGCUGAUCCCCAAAAUGUUAGAUUGGGGCUUGCCACUGAUGGAUUCAAUCCGUAUGGGGAUCCAAGCAGGUCAAUCGAUGUUAACUUAAGGCCGUUGGUUGAUAAGCUGAAGAAUUUAGGGACAAACGGUGUGCAUACGUACGAUAAUUCAACUGAGAAGAUGUUCACUUUGCGAGCAGCAGUUGUGUGGACUGUGAAUGAUUUUCCCGCAUAUGCAAUGGUUUCUGAAUGGAGCACAAAGGGUUAUAUGGCAUUUCCUGUAUGCAAGGAAGAUGUAACUUCUGGUUGGCACGCUGGAAAGUUUUGUUACCUUGGUCAUCGGAGAUGGUUGGCAUGGGACCACGAGUGGAGGGAAAAAGAUAAAGAGUUCGAUGAGAACACAGAGCGUCGCCUCAUACCUAGAGAAUGGUCCGGUGAUGAGAUAUUGGAACAGCUUAACCGUUUGGAUUUUGAUCCGUUCGGGAAAACAGUUAGUCGGACCAAACCUUCUACACAUAUGAACUGCACGCACAAGCCUAUUUUUUUUGAGCUUCCAUCUUGGUCAAAACUAAAAUUGAGGCACAAUCUAGACGUGAUGCAUGUUGAGAAAAAUGCAUUUGACACAUUGAUGGGCACGAUUCUAGAUAUCGAGGGCAAGACAAAGGACACGAUCAAAGCUCGUCUUGAUUUGGAAAGAAUGGGCAUACGAAGGGGUUUAUUGAUGAAUAGGGACAAUGAUAAAGCUAGAAGGGAUCUUGCAUUUUUUUCUAUGAAACCGAAUGACAAAAAAGAGUUUCUAAAGUUAGUUUCGUCUGUAAAGUUUUCCGAUGGGUAUGCUUCUAAUAUCGCACGUUGCGUGAAUGGGUAUUCGACACCUCUUACCGGAAGAUGUAGUGAAGCCAAUUAUGUUGUUGUCCAGAUUUUUUUCCCAACUGACUGCAAAAACGUUGUGAAAGAUAGACAUUAA